Messenger RNA from Amblyraja radiata (thorny skate), 1036 nucleotides. RefSeq names its product hairy/enhancer-of-split related with YRPW motif protein 1-like. NCBI's taxonomy places the organism in Eukaryota, Metazoa, Chordata, Chondrichthyes, Rajiformes, Rajidae. The record is from RefSeq and is a predicted model, not a curated record. Gene Ontology annotation, biological process: regulation of DNA-templated transcription. Gene Ontology annotation, molecular function: DNA binding; protein dimerization activity. Bases 124 to 999 code for a protein of 291 amino acids. The transcript is spliced from 5 exons.
AAUCAGGCGGCUCGGGGAGGCUGGGCUCGCCGGGGGCAGCGCAGACGCGGCUGAGCAACUUCUUGCAGAAGCUCAGAGCAGACGCACACCCACUCGCCUGGCCAGAUAGCAACGCCGAGAUCUAUGCAAUCCACCGGCCAGUUAGCAAUGCAGAAGAGACCGAUGCAAUCUACCGGCCAGAUAGGGUCUGUGCAAUCUACCGGCCAGUUAGCAAUGCAGAGAUCUGUGCAAUCCACCUCCUCCGACAGCGAACUGGACAUUGACGAUGAGAAAGGGAGCAGGAAGGGAUCUCAUCCCGGGAAGCCGGCCGCUGUUUCCAGGAAGCAGGCACGGAGGAAGAGGCGUGGGAUCGUGGAGAAGCGGCGCCGAGAUCGCAUUAACCACAGUCUGUCCGAGCUCCGCCGUCUGGUUCCCUGCGCCAGCGAGAAACAAGGAUCAACGAAACUGGAAAAAGCGGAGAUACUGCAAAUGACCGUGGAUCAUCUAAAGGUCCUUCACACCAGCCGUGGGAGAGGUUACAUGGAAACUCCGGAGCUUGCUACUGACUACGGGGUGCUGGGAUUUCGGGAAUGUUUGUGGGAAGUAGCCCGGUACCUGAGUGUCACAGAGGGACUGGGCCGCUCCGACACUCCGCAGUCCCGCCUGGUGUCGCAUCUGAGCACGUGCGCGUCGCAGAGGGAGGCCGCCACGUUGGAGUCGCAGCGUCAGCGCUGGAGCGCGGGGUGCGCGCGCCAAGCCGCCAUGUCUCGCGUCCGGGCGGGGAUCCUGGCCGGCCUCUUCCCCACCGUCAGCUGCCUCCGUCUGGAACAGUUCAGGAGGAUGUCCCCCCUCCCCGCCGGCCGUGUGCUCCCAAUGCUGACCAACACGGAGCCAGCGCCACCACUAGCGACGGCAGCAGCGACCCCCUCCCGGCUGUUGCCAGCUCCAGCGGCCACAUCGCAACUCCAAGCCGUUAAAAUCGGGCAACAUCUCUGGGCCACCGCAGUCGGCGCUUUUUAAUGCCGGCGUUUAAUUAUUAAACGAUUAUGACAACGUU